AUGUAUGGUAAGUAUGCCACAGAGGGAACUGCCUAUCUGACUUUUGAAUGGGCGAUCAGAGGGAAAUGGUCGAAUGGUGUCAACGACGGAGCAAACCCCAACAUUAUCAGUCUUGAUUGGGAAAAUGACAAGAACUGGUCCAUCAGCGGCACAAGGACGGCAAAGGGCGGUAGUAUAGGCGCGUGGCGGAUGUUCGAAAAUUUCAUUAAAACCUCCAAGUCGUCUUACGUCCCUCCCAAUAUUCUCACAACCAACGUUCCAGUGCCCAAAGUUGAGAUACCUGUGUGGAACUCAUUGGAUUACUUCCUCACGACGAACUUGCUUUACCCGGGGAAACAGAUGUUCAAGGCGCACGAAAUUGGCAAGCAAGAUAGCAAGAGUUUGGCGCUUCCCUUUGAUCUGAUACUCACGGAUGAUCUCAAUAUGACUGCUCAGUAA
Messenger RNA from Penicillium angulare, 438 nucleotides. RefSeq lists its product as uncharacterized. The transcript has a single exon. The record is from RefSeq and is a predicted model, not a curated record. Bases 1 to 438 code for a protein of 145 amino acids. NCBI's taxonomy places the organism in Eukaryota, Fungi, Ascomycota, Eurotiomycetes, Eurotiales, Aspergillaceae.